Belonocnema kinseyi is the source of this 1926-nucleotide messenger RNA. Its product is annotated as melanoma-associated antigen C1-like. The record is from RefSeq and is a predicted model, not a curated record. The transcript has 2 exons. The coding region runs from base 1 to 1926 and encodes 641 amino acids. NCBI's taxonomy places the organism in Eukaryota, Metazoa, Arthropoda, Insecta, Hymenoptera, Cynipidae.
AUGAAGACUUUUGUGCUAAUUUUUCUAACUUGGGGACCCAUCCUAGUACAAUCGACUCCGAUAUUAGAAAGUAUCGAUGAAAAAUCUGAAUUGAAAGUGAUAAAAGAGAAUCUAACUCAUAGUCCAGUUCUCAAAGUUAAUGAUACCAAAGUUAAAGAAUCCGAACACAAAAUUACGAAACUUGUCGAUUCCAAAUUGGAAAUAAGGGAGAAUCUCUAUAAGGAUAAUCUUAAAUUGAAGGAUCAAGAAGAAGUGAAACAAUUCAAACUCAAUGAUAAGUUGAUACUAAAAAACAACCUAAAAUUUGAAAAAGCUUCUGACUCAACAUGCGUGGAUCGUUCAAAAAAAGACUGUAGAGCAUUGACUGGUCAAAAUGCAACUCCAACGAAAAUUUGCUUUGAAGUAACUCCUGGUAUUCAGGGUGGAGUAGAAGAAUGCAGAGAUGGACCAGAAUUUUCAAACCGUCCACAAAUACCUCAAGAAGCUCAACCCUAUUUUCAAAUGUAUCAAGAACAUCAACAAGUACCACGGCCAUUCCAAAUAAACUACGAAAUACCUCAGAGAUACAAUCAAGUUCAUCAACAAAAUUAUGAAGUACAACUUCCAGUUUCCAACUAUGGACCUCAACAAUCACCCUUUCAAAUUCCAAUGACUUGGUGCAUUCAAACAGAUGCGGGAAUGCAGAAAUUCGAUUCAGUUAUUCAGAUUGACCAACAGAGUCAACAAGGAUCAGAGUAUCAAAUGCAACACCAACACUUUUCUAAUUCUCAAAAUAUUUCUUCUAGUUAUUCUCAAAAUCCAUCUGGUUAUCCUCAAAAUCCAAGUCACCAAGGCUCAGAGUAUCAAAUUCAGCCCCAACAGUUUACUUUUUCUCAAAAUAUUCCAUCCAGUUAUCCUCAAAAUCCAUUUACUUACCCGCAAAAUUCAAGACCUCAAGUAUCAGGUUAUCAAAUUCAACAACAACCGUUUACUUUUUCUCAGAAUAGUCCAUCUAGUUAUCCUCAGAAUCCAAGUCCCCAAGGAUCAGAGUAUCAAAUUCAGCCUCAACAGUUUACGUUUUCUCAAAAUAUUCCAUCUAAUUUUCCUCAAAAUCCAUCUGGUUAUCCAGAAAAUCAAUCUGGUUAUCCCAAAUCUCAAAAUAGUUAUCCUCGAAAUCCAUCUAGUAAUCCGCCAAACGCUUUUCGUGCUUACCCAAAUUCUCCAUCAGGUUAUCCUCAAAAUCCUCCAAAUAGUUAUCAUCCCCUUAUUUCCCCAAGUUAUGCUCCACAAACUUUCCCUAGUUAUCCUCAAAACUUUCAAUGUGCACCUCCUAAAUGUUACUGUUAUCAAAACCUUCAACCAAUUUCUACUCAAAAUUCGUUACCUUCCUUCCAAAUUCCACCUCAACAGCAGCAAGAAUCAUUUUCUCCAGUUCAGCCGCAACAACAGUCUGGUUUUUCUCAAAAUGGACCACAUAAUUAUCCCCAAAACACGUUUUCUGAUAAUUCUCAAAUCCCUGUAAUCUAUCCUCAAAACCAACCAAAUAAAUUUUAUCCAUUCUCGGAUCGUCCUGUUAACAACCUUCAAUUUGAAAAAGUACAAUCUGAUAAUCAAGGUUAUCUCCCAUUUGGUGGAAAUCAAUUUGGUAAUCAAGCAAGUGUUCAAUCCUCAGCACAGGAGCCUUCCAGAGGUCAUUUUGUGCAACCUGCUAGUCCUGUUCCAACAGCUGAGGGAAACAGUCAAAGUAUCCAGCAACAAACGCCACAAAACGCAAUAUAUUUAGAUGCUCGAAAAUUACAGCCUGGUCCACUAUCUCGAAUUCUGGAUAAGCCAUCAUCAUCUUCCCAAAUGUCUGGACGACCUGGAAACACGGAAAAUUCUUUCGAAUCUCAUCCAAGGUUUUCUGGAGGAAGAAGCGAGCAAGCACCCUUCAGAAUUCAACUCUAA